UCUCUCCAUGUGCACUUCACGGCUUGUGCUUCUGCAGGUGCUUUUCCUGAUGCUUCGCCAGGGCGUCCGGCCGCAGCCGUCUUUCUCCCCUUCCGGGCCAGAGCCCACCGCUCCGGACCCCGAGCGGGGGUCGGGAAUCGGGGCUCCGGCGUCCCCCUCGGCGGGGACGGAAAGUGCCCGGGCUGAGCCUGAGCUCUCCCAGGCGAGCCCGACGGUCGCCACCUCCUCGGCGCCCGCGCCGGCGAACAAUACUGUGGACCUCACCCCAGCCUCGCCCCUCUGUAUCUGCGACCUGACGCCCGGGACCUGCGAUAUCAACUGCUGCUGUGACCGCGACUGCCACCUGACCCAGCCGCUGUCCGUGUUUUCCUUCUGCCUCCCGGGCAGCGUGAGGUCUUCCAGUUGGACGUGUGUGGACAACUCUCUCAUCUUCAGGAGUAAUACUCCUUUUCCUUCCAGAGUUUUCAGGGAUUCAAAUGGAAUCAGUCAAUUUUGUGUCCAGGUGAACAACUCAAAACUGAACUAUUUCCAGAAGCUCCAAAAGGUCAAUGCAACCAACUUCGAGGCCCUGUCUAGAGAGUUUGGAGGUGAAUCAUUUACUCCAACAUUCCAAUCUCAGCCACCACCAUCCUCUUAUUAUAAGGCUGGAGACCCCAUCCUGACUUACUUUCCCCAAUAUUCUGCAUUAAGCUUACUGAGGCAGCCUGCUGGAGUUGGAGCUGGGGGAUUCUGUGCUGAGAGCAAUCCUGCAGGUUUCCUGGAGAGUAAAAGUACAACCUGUGCUCAUUUCUUCAAGAACCUGUCAAAAUGCUGUACAGCAGACCCAGCCCUCAAUGCUGCCUCUUAUUAUAACUUCACAGUAUUGAAGGUCCCAAGAGGUAUGAAUGAUCUGGAGGAUAUGAAGUUUCAGGUUCCCGUAACACUUGUCUCACAGGCUGAUUCUCCUCUGUUGGCUGGAAACACUUGUCGGAAUGUCGUUUCCAAGGUCAUCUAUGAGAUAGAGACCAAUGGAACUUUUGGAAUCCAGAAAGUUUCUGUCGCUUUUGAACAAAUCAACCUGACUGUUGAACCAGGCAUUUCCUUACAGCAGCACUUCAUCAUUCACUUCCGGGCUUUUCAACAGAGCACAGCUGCUGCUUUUAUUGGCCCUAGAAGUGGGAAUCCUGGUUAUAUUGUUGGGAAGCCACUCUUGACUCUCACUGGUGAAAGAAGUCAUUCUAUGACCCUGUUGCAAAGCCAGGGUGAUGGAAUAUGCUCUAUUAAGAGACCUGAAGUACAAUUUGGAGUGAAUAUGAAAUCUGGUUGCAAGUUCAGACCACAAAAGAUGAACUGCAGCGAUAUUCAGGAGGAGGUUUAUCAGAUUCUUCAUGGAACACCCAAACCAGAGCAGGUUGCUGUCUUUGGUAAUGCUCACCCAGCCCAGAAAGGAGAGUGGACCAGGAUCCUUAGCAGGAACUGUGAUGUUUCGGCUGUGCACUGUACAUCCUGCUGUGUCAUUCCAGUUUCUCUGGAGAUCCAGGUGUUGUGGGCAUUUAUUGGCCUCCAGUCCAACCCUCAAGCUCAUGUGGCAGGGGCAAGGUUCCUAUAUCACUGCCAGGACUUCCCUGAAAUCCCAGAAGUAUCCUUAACAACUGUUGUGACUUUCGUGGACAUUACUCAGAAACCAGAGCCUCCACGGGGCCAACCCAGAGCAGACUGGAAAUUGCCAUUUGACUUUUUCUUUCCCUUCAAAGUGGCAUUCAGCAGUGGAACAGACUUUCAAAAAGGCUCAGUCUCUCCCAUCUUUAUUUGCUGCCUCUUGCUACUGGGAGUUCUCAACGUAGAGAAUACAUGAAAAAAGAAGAA
Sorex fumeus (smoky shrew) is the source of this 1845-nucleotide messenger RNA. RefSeq names its product tectonic family member 3 (gene TCTN3). Lineage: Eukaryota; Metazoa; Chordata; Mammalia; Eulipotyphla; Soricidae. The record is from RefSeq and is a predicted model, not a curated record. The transcript is spliced from 14 exons. Gene Ontology annotation, biological process: smoothened signaling pathway; cilium assembly. Bases 8 to 1834 code for a protein of 608 amino acids.